Cryptomeria japonica (Japanese cedar) is the source of this 2173-nucleotide messenger RNA. RefSeq names its product disease resistance protein Roq1. Gene Ontology annotation, molecular function: ADP binding. Gene Ontology annotation, biological process: signal transduction; defense response. The coding region runs from base 470 to 2173 and encodes 567 amino acids. NCBI's taxonomy places the organism in Eukaryota, Viridiplantae, Streptophyta, Pinopsida, Cupressales, Cupressaceae. The record is from RefSeq and is a predicted model, not a curated record. The transcript has 3 exons.
AUAUAAUCCAAUCUGUACGUAUUACUCCUGUUAAGUCCAACCUAUUGAUGAAGAAAAGAUAGCAAAAGUUGCAAUGGCAUCUUCAUCCUCAUCUCACCAAAAAGUUGCAGAUGAACAUCGAUCAAUGGCAUCUUCAUCCUCAUCUCACCAAAGAAAUGUGGAUCACAGUCACCACGCUUUCUCUGGAAUUGAACCUGACAGCAUAAGGAGGAAAGUCGAGGAAUCUUCAAGAUUGUUUCAUGUGUUCAUCAAUCACAGAGGCCCUGAUGUCAAAAGAACUCUAGCCCUUCAGCUUUACAAGUCUCUUUCUAAGUGAAGAAUUAAGGUAUUUCUUGAUUCAGAAGAGAAAGAACUUGGGCAUUCAUUUCCUUCAACCAUUGAGAAAGCUGUCAACUCUGCUUCUAUUCACAUCGCUAUCUUCUCGAAAGGAUAUGCAAAGUCUCCAUGGUGUUUGGCAGAACUGGUUCUCAUGUUACAGAGUAAAGCAAAGAUUAUUCCAGUGUUUUACGGUGUUCAGCCUUCGGAUCUUCGCUUCAUAGAGAGGGGAAAGUAUGCCAAAGCAUUCGCUAAAUAUGAAAAGAAGAAGAGAUACUUGGAGAAGCUGAAGGAAUGGAAGAAAGCCCUCCAUGUUGUUUCGUUCAUCACAGGCUAUGUAGUCAGCAAAUUCAAGAUCGGUGACUGCCAAGACAUAAUAUCAGCUGUGCAAAAAGAAGUGGAAAGGACAAAAUCUUUACAUGUUGCUAAAUACCCAGUGGGACUUCCCAAGCUCGUGGAAGAUUUUCAAGUGCACUGUCUUGAUGAGCUUGUACAUGAUAUUGAAAGGCAGUGCGAGAUGGAUGGAGGAGGAGAAAGGAAUUCUCAGAUCGUUGGUAUUUAUGGAAUGGGUGGGGUAGGGAAAACAACCCUUUCAAAGGAGAUGUUCAACCGAAAGCGCUCACAAUAUAGUCGAGACUGUUUUCUGUUCGAUGUGAGGGCAGCCUAUGCAAAUAACAAUUUUCCUUCUUUACAAAUGAAACUCCUCAAAGAUCUGUUCCAGGAAGACGGACUAAAUUUUCAGUGUACAGAGGAAGGAAUAACUCAUAUCAAGGAUUGCAUAGGAAGGAGCAAGCAGCUGAGUUUCCUAAUUGUUGUAGAUGAUAUUGAUGAAGCGCAACAGUUAGAUGCUCUACUCAUCAUGGAUAUGCUGAACAAGUCAGUUGAUAGCCUUGUAAUUGUUACAACCCGUGAUGUAGGGAUCCUUAUAAACUCUGGAAUUACAGCUACUUAUCAUCUCAAAGGAAUGCAUAGAGAUGAUGCAAGAAAGCUGUUCUGUUGCCACGCUUUCGGUGAACCCCAUGCAGCUAGCGGUUACGAGAAACUUGUUGAUGCCUUCUUAAAUGUAUGUGGAGACUUACCUCUGUCUCUUCAGGUUAUAGGUAGACACCUUUAUGGCAGAGAUCAGAGUUAUUGGAAAUUAGAAUUGAAUAAGGUUAGCAAGACACUGCCUCGAGACAUACAUCGAAGUCUCAAAAUAAGCUUUGAUGCAUUGGACUUCGAGGCAAAACAAAUUUUCAUGGACAUCGCAUGCUUUUUCAUCAACAAAUCAAAGACUAUUGCCAUGAGAGUAUGGGAGGGUUCGGGAUGGAACUCUCAACAUGCAGUGGAGACAUUAAAGAAUAAGUGUCUUGUUGAAGAACUAGAAGAAGGCUGGACUUUUAAACAUGGUUUGAAAAGACUAGACUGCCACAAUAGGCCUGUAUUGAGAAUGCAUGAUCAUCUGCGAGACUUGGGAAGAGAAAUGGCAAAUGAAGUGGGUCAUCCUCGUCGCCUCUGGCGUCGUCAAGAUCUUGAAUAUCUGGAAUCAUUAGGAUUCAGAGACAUCCUCGCUCAAACCAAAGACAGAUGUUUCCAUUCCUUUCUUGACAGGUCCAUGGAUUCUAAAAUUACAUACUUUCUAGGGGAAUCAGAUGUUAGUGCUGAGAGUUCAACUUCUUUGUUGUGGCUUCAGCUUGAGUAUCAGGGUUUUCAGAAUCAGAAUCAGCUUAAAGUGGAUUUCAAUAUCUUACAGCCAUUCAUUCCUCAAUGGAUUCCACUUAAAAAUUUGCAGUGUUUAAAAAUCAGCAACUUACUUCUGGAAACAUUGUGGCAGAGCAAUGUACAGGUAUUUUGUUCUCCACAAAAAUCUCAUCGGUAA